GUCAAUCCCACAAAGUCCAUGUGGCGCUACGUGGCGGCCUUGCUUCUGAAUCCCAGCGCUUUUGCCUGGAUUCCAGGCAUUGAAGAGCAUUUACAACCACCCAGACAUGAGGCCUUGGAACACUUCGAAUUUCUGGCUGUGUUGCGCGUGGACAAAGACCAGGGUGUACGACGUGGCGUACGGCAUGCUGAACAGCAGAGGACGCAAGGUCAUCCUUGGCCUUGGUCGUGGGGCCGAACGCUGCUGAAACCUCUUGCAGCCCUGCACAAAAAGAUUUUAUCGCCCUUGAGUUCAACAGCAAUCGUCGACUGGAGCUGGCCACAAGACGCGGCGAUGGAGUCCCAAUUUGAGGACAGCGAACAACUGGCGAGUGGCUCCUUUGGCGUGGUGUUUCUGGCAAAGGACAAGAAGACCAAUCAGCAGGUGGCUGUGAAGCUGCUGAAAGGCAGAAUGACCAUCUUUGGUGAGGGCUUUUGGGCGACGUCAAAAAUCUACCACGAAGACAAGGAUCUGCAAGCACUGGUCGAUGAAAGCAGGCAGGAGUGUAUCAACAUCCAAAAGAUCCAAGAGGGUCAGAGCAAAGAUCCGGAUGGGGCCGCUCGCGUCUUGAAAUGUUUGUACGAUGGAAUCACGCCCUCCUUGCAAGACCCUGCGUCGGAGCAUCCCCUGUACAUCGUCUUGGAAUACGCCGGACGCAAUGACUUGGACAAGUGGUGGCUGAAGUUUGUGAACCAAACGAAGCUGCACAAGGACUACGUCGUGACCUUCAAUAGGAUGGCCAAGGACAUGUUCAUGGGACUCAAGUUUCUGGCAGAAAGCCCAACGGAUACCCAGUGGGUGCAUCACGACCUGAAAGGGCUGAAUAUGGUGGUGAAAGAUGAAGGGCACCUGAUGAUCGUAGACCUGGGCACAGCCUUGUCCACAGCUGAACCGAGUGGCCAAGCGGCCUGCACUGCUUUUGCGCGACCUCCAGAGGUAGCACCUCUGAACUGGUUGAUUCCACGCGUGGGUUUCAAGGCGCCCGUUUGGUCCUUCGAUGUUUUCUCUGCAGCGAACGUACUGCUGGGGAUGGCGGGGGAUACAAUUGUGAAUGGAAAGGUGAUGGGUGUCCCAACACUUCCCUAUUACACCUACUACAUGCAAGAAAUCGUGCAGCAUGCGAUGGUAAAGGUUCAGUUCUUGGCCCGGGCCAUCCACUGCGCCCAAAAGGAAGCCAGUGACCCGCAAAGCAAGAGCAGCAAGGCCGCUGCUUUUUCGAACGCCUUCUACGCCUGCAUUGGGGAUAUUUCCAGUGAGGAGUUCACCAAACUGAACACCGAGAGGUUGGAGGCGAUUCAAGGGAUGCAUGGCGAGGAGCGCAAAGCUGCCCUGGCGGGGCUGGUGAACUGUCGCCAGUUUCCGAUUCGGGGAAAAAUCGUGAUGCGGACGUUGCAGUUGGGAACCCCGAAUCCCUCGCCCUUCUUUUGGACAUUGUUGGACCAAUGGAUAGCCACAGGCUUCGAUGGGGUGCUCUUGAGGGCCCUGAGUAGCGAUCCGACUCAGCGGCCAAGGCCCAGUGAGAUCUUGGAAGCGCAGUGGUUCAAGGACCAGGGAGACAUCCAUGAAGGAAGCGCGGUGGAAUUUUCAUGCCCCGAAUACCCUAUGAAUGACGGCGCGAAGCUGGUGUUUCUGGGGAUUCUGAUGCUUCUGGUUGAAGUUGCCAGCUGUUGCUUUUGCUGUGCAGGAGGAAUCUUCACCAGCCGGCGUGGCACCUGGGUGUGGAAGUGGAUGCUGCCCGUGGCAGGCGCCUUGUCGAUCAUGGCCCCCAUUGCGGAGUUUUACAUCGUCAGCUUCAAAUAUCUGUGGCUCCUCCUAAUGGUGAGCCAUGGCAUUACUUUGGGUUUGUGAACUACAGUGCUUUGCCCAAAUAGAGGC
Cladocopium goreaui is the source of this 1914-nucleotide messenger RNA. The record is from the annotation of a GenBank genome assembly. NCBI's taxonomy places the organism in Eukaryota, Dinophyceae, Suessiales, Symbiodiniaceae.